CCAACCCUACCCGAGCCGCCCCCUCGUCUCUCUUAUCCCCUCCCUCCCUCUCUCUCUCUCUCUCUCUCUCAAGCACACAACAGCAACAACUCCGGCCAUGGGAGACCUUCGUCCGGCCGCACCGUGGACGGAGAAGAAGACGAAUCUUGGCUCGAUCUACCGCCUCACCGAUCCAAACUUCAUCGGUUUCCUCUGUACUGACUGACCCAUGGAAUUUUUGCAGAUCCAUUCUUUGCCCAAGGGGAUUACGCAUAACCCAGCGUGUCAAGAUCCACUCGGGCGCACGCGCGUCUUGGGCCACCUCUCCGUUAGUGGGCCGCUGGCAGCCGGCCCAGGCGUGCCGUCAGCCCAAUGGAGGGCCGCAUCCUGCCUGCGAAACACUCGGCCGCCUCCUCGCCCACCCAGUGCGCUGGGGUUUUAGACGCCCACCUGCCACCGCCUCCCCGUCCCCAUUUCGCACCCGUCGGCGAGCCCCUCCCCCUCCCCUCCGCCACCCCUCUCCUCCAACGCCGCCUGCGCCAGGCGAAGGAUGCCUCCAAUGGCGGGAGAAGGUAACCCUGGUGAGGGAGGAGGAGGUGAGGCGGGAGGAGGAGGAGGUCCGACGGGCCGUGCACCACCGACGCCACCACCGGCCGCUCCAACCUCGACCCAUGGACGAUCUGGGAAGGAGGGCCACGGCAUGGAAGCUGAUUGCCCUGUGCCCUGGUACACAAGGACGCUGGUGGCGCUUGGGAUCAAGUCCCAUGGCGACCCUUCUGGUCCAUUGAGGCAUGCUUUCACAUUGAGCCAACAUUCUUCUGGUGCAUUGAAGCAGGGAACUGUUGAUCCGUUGUUGGGGGUUGUUGUCACCUCUGAGGGGUACCUCUCAAGGUCUGAAUUUGAAAGGAUAAACAACUACCUUGAAUGUGUUCUUAAUGAAGUGAAAUCUGCAUUAGGUUCUUCUGCUGAGGAUGUCGAGGAUGAAUACGGGUGCCAAGAUACUGUCCCACCAGUUACUCAGGAGUCUUCCAGUGGCCCAGGCUUGAAGACCAUAUCGGCAAUUGUUCUAGGUGCUGCGUCUAGGAAUGCAUGUGAAAGUCCUCAAAUCAGUCAGGGUACCAGUGUGAGGGGGGAGAUAAUGCCAAACAAUGCGGAGCACGUGCAGGUUAUUCAACAAUCCACCCAGGAAAUCAAGGCUUUCAUUCAUGAUGCUGUUAGAAGAAAUCUGAUUGCCCCAGACUGUGCACGGGACCUGGUUUUCAAAAUAGAUGAGCUGGGCAAGUGUACUUCAAGGGCCGUCUCUCGAAAUGGAACCCGCAUUUUUACAUUGAAUGGAUUGAAGAAGAGACUGAAACUACCAGACUUUAGUUCUCUAUCAGACAAGAUUAUAGCUUUUGGUGGUUCAUUCCAUUCUGUUAUAACCAUUACUGGAGCUGCGUACCGUGUAUCUAAAUCUGAUGGCCCAGGAUAUUUUCAUGAUGUCGGGAAAGAGGCAUUAGAACUGAUCAGGGAUCCUUUUUACCUACAAAACCAUGUUUGGAAUUCUGGUCGUAAAUCUUCUCUGAUAUGUGGCAGUGAAUUUACAACUAGCCAAAAAUUGGUGAAGAAAUUGAUGUUGAGUUUCAAGAAUGAUGGCUCCUUCAUGUGUUUCAAAGCUUCUGUUAUCGAUCCCCUUGAAGAUGUUCCUGUAAAUGACCCAGAACAUGAUGUGGCUGUCAAUGACAUUCCUGAUAUGGAAGAUCCUAAUUCUGCACAGUUAUUGGUGGAGAAGAUUGUUGGUCCUGAUGUGAAUACAAUGUUAUAUCUGCCCUACUCUCUUAAAAAAGCAAAAGUUGAAUUCCAGCUACAUCAACCUUAUGAUGGGUCUGUUCUUAGCAUUGGUUUGAACAACGAAAGGAUGCCUUGCAUAUCUGUUUCGAGCUUAUGUGGCCUGCAGGAUAUCUGUUUGGGAGGUGUUGACAGCCUUGCUUUUGGGGGCCAAUUGAAAAUAAACGAGUCCAAGUCAUGGUUCAGUGUUUCUGCUGGGUUGUCAGUCCGUGCUGAAUUGUUCAGUGCUGGCCUAACUUUUAAACAACCUGUUCAGUUUGAUUAUACUUUCUGCAGCAAUAUUCUCAAUACAAGCACUGUAUUAGGUGGCCUGGCUAGCUAUAGCUAUCUGACCAAUCAAUGGAAAUUGAUUGGCGGAAUUGGUCACACUUUUGACCCCACAUUCAAUAUCAAAGGGCGUAUUGGUAAUGAUAAAACUGUCAAUGCUCUUAUCUCUAAGAAGUUCGCUGGCAAGGGCAGUCUUCAUUUUGCAUCGGAGGUUGAUUUAAAGGAUUUUUGGAGAUAUCCUCGGGUUGGUUUGUCAUUUUCGUUUCCUUAGGUUGGAGGAAGCUUCAUGCUGAAGCAGUUGGGGGUAGCGUUUCUGAAUUGCUGAUGGUAGGCAAUACAAGUCACUGAAGACAGAAGUGUUCAAUUGCUAAGGUUCUGUAUGGUGUAGAUGUCAGCAAACCCUAGACUAAUUUUGUACAGCUGUGGUAUUAGUGUUCACACUAAACACAGAUACUCUGAGCACUCAACCUGGGGGGAUUUCGACCCUGGGGUGUUUUGCAUGUGUAUAUUAGCUCAAGGACAGGUUUUCCUGUGAAGUAGCUCAAGGAUGGUCUCGAGGCUGCUUUUGCUCGUCGAAAUUUGCUCAUGGAUGGUCUGUUUGUGUUCUAUGUUUCCCCUUGCAAACAUCUAGCCUGGUGGUGCUAAAUUUGCAGUUAUGCUGAACGUGCUACAUGCUAAGCUUGUUUCGAAAAGAUUUUUAGUUGCUGUAAUGCUAAGCUUGUUUAAAAGCUGUGUCUUGCCA
Messenger RNA from Triticum aestivum (bread wheat), 2815 nucleotides. RefSeq lists its product as uncharacterized. The record is from RefSeq and is a predicted model, not a curated record. Gene Ontology annotation, biological process: monoatomic anion transmembrane transport. NCBI's taxonomy places the organism in Eukaryota, Viridiplantae, Streptophyta, Magnoliopsida, Poales, Poaceae. Gene Ontology annotation, molecular function: voltage-gated monoatomic anion channel activity. The coding region runs from base 530 to 2344 and encodes 604 amino acids. The transcript is spliced from 12 exons. Gene Ontology annotation, cellular component: mitochondrial outer membrane.